AUGCCAAGCAGCAAAGGCAAACCCACCGAUCCAGAGCUCCGCGAGGAGCUCAAAGAAGAGAUCAAACAAGAACCCAACAAGUCGGGCGACGGCGUCGGCCAAUGGUCUGCGUGGAAGGGUAUGAAGCUCGCCAAAGAGUACGAGGCACAGGGAGGAGAUUAUGAAAACGAGGCGGGGAGCAAGAACGAACCAAAGAAGGGGAAGCCAAAGGCCAAGAGUGCAGAGACGAAGAGGGAGCAAACGGCCCAUGAAUCCGAGCCUUCAGAGGAGGAAUAA
Molecule: messenger RNA, 276 nt
Organism: Sordaria macrospora k-hell
Lineage: Eukaryota; Fungi; Ascomycota; Sordariomycetes; Sordariales; Sordariaceae
Source: RefSeq, a predicted model, not a curated record